AUGGCGCCACACCCCGAACUCGCGGCCGACAGCCCGGCGCCGGCGCUCGCCCGGCGCGACGACGUGUACAAGAACCUCGCGUCGGCGGGCGCACGCCCGGCCACGGACCUGUCGGGCCCCGGGUUCCAGGUGCUGUUCGCCCUCAUCGGCGUGGGCAUGACGGUCAUGGCCAUCUGGUUCUUCUUCUGGGCCAAGAACGGCGGCUUCCGCUGGCGCCAGGACGACUGGGAGGACUACAAGUCGACGGUGCUGCGCCGCAAGGGCCCCGACGGCCGCACCCUGUCCAACGCGACCAAGAGCACGCGUCUGGGCGGCGGCAGCGUCGUCCACGGCGGCAGCUACGGCGCCCCGACCAGCAUCGGCUACACGGACGAGACGGGCACCAGCGCCGACAUGACCGAGAUGCGCGACGCCGAGGAGGGCAAGUCGCGCCACGGCCUGCGCGGCGGCCACGGCGCCCGCAAGAAGAAGCACCGCCGCGACCACACCAACGACUACAACGACCCGGACCUGCACGGCUACCGCCACGAGAAGGCGGCCCGCGUCGGCGGCCUCAACCGCGAGGCCGACGGCAUGUACACCGACUACUCGCCCACCGAGCCCUCGGACCUUGGCUCGCACGUCUCUGCCCGCCCGCUCGUGAGCAAGGGCAAGCGCGACCCCAAAAAGGACGCCAAGGAGAAGGAGCGCCGCGCCCGCGAGCGCAUGAAGAACGCCAAGGCCGCCGAGAAGGAGGCCCAGAAGACGGCGGCCGCCCAGGCCAAGGCCCGCAAGGACGCCGACAAGGCCGACGCCAAGCGCGAGCGGGCCGCGCAGAAGAAGACGAGGAAGGCGCGCUCUGACGCCGGCUCCGAGAUGCCGGAGAUGGCCGAGACCCGCACCGAGUACACGCGCGCCUUCACCGAGUACACGGCCCCGUCCGAGUACGACCAUUCCGAGGCCCGCGACUUGGCCGCCGCUGCCGCUGCCCCGACGCCCAAGUCCCCUGUCAAGCCGUCCUCGCCUGCCCAGAAGCCUGCCCAGGCCCCCUCCAACGCGCGUCGCGCACCGCCUUCGGCCGCCUACUCCUUCACCACCGGCGACGACGACGCCCAGACAACCUACACCGCCGCCUACACCGAAGCCACCGACAACCGCACCGCUGCCGAGUCCUCGUACUACUCUGACUACCGCCCCAAGGCCGAGCGCGCGCAAGCCCGCCAGCAGUCCCGUGACCGCACUUCGCAGUCCCGACCGCGUCCGGCCGGCUCCCGCUCGCGCCCCACAUCCCAGUCGCCGCAGAAGAGGCACCGCAGCUCCCAGCCAGCACAGUCGUCGGCCCCGUCUGACAUGUUCACCGCCGCCAACGGAGGCACCCAGGGCCACAUGUCCUACCCCUGCUACAUCCCUGGCCUGAGCCAGGCGGGCAGCGUGGGCGUGAGCGAGAGCAUCAGCCAGGUCGGCGGUCCCAGCAGUCGCCGUCGCGAGCGGGAGCGCGGUGGUCGCGAUGUCAUGGCCGGGUACCGCCGUGGUGGCGGGCGUCGCGACUCGCUGAGCGACAGCGACUCGUAG
Didymella exigua CBS 183.55 is the source of this 1551-nucleotide messenger RNA. RefSeq lists its product as uncharacterized. NCBI's taxonomy places the organism in Eukaryota, Fungi, Ascomycota, Dothideomycetes, Pleosporales, Didymellaceae. The transcript has a single exon. The coding region runs from base 1 to 1551 and encodes 516 amino acids. The record is from RefSeq and is a predicted model, not a curated record.